AUGUAAUACCAACUAAUGAAGUAAGACGUCAAGUGAUACCUCCAACUGGUAACAGUCUUGUAAGCAUGCUAUUGUUUCAACCUAUUGAUACUGGUCUUAAUAAUGAUGGAGGAACAUAUACCUGUCAAAUGAUCAUCAAUUCUGGUAACUCAUUAAUAGCUUCAAGUCAACCUACUGAUACUACCCUUGAUGUUACUGUUGAAAGUCUUCCUCCAAUGACAGUAGAUUUCUCAUCAGUUGGUUCCGUUGAAGUUGGUCAGAGUCUAACUAUAACAUGUACCAUAACAACAGUUGAGAGAUUAGUAGUAACACCAUUGAUUACUUUCAUUAAAAUGAAUGAUACAGACAUGGAAAUGCUCUCUAACUUAAAUAGACCAUACAGUAUCACAAGAGAUGAUACUGGUUCAGUUACUAACUAUACUCUAAUACUGGAUCCAGUGAGGUUUGAAGAUGCUGGAAUGUAUACAUGUAUGGCUGAGUUUAAUGUAACUGGUUUUAAUAAUACUAAUGAUCCUAGCACUGCUACUUAUGAUUAUCGAGAGGAUAGUGAUACCUUUAAUUUAACUGUUGACUUUCCACCAGUGAUUGUUACUAUAUCAAAGGAACAUGAUGAUACAUUAUAUGCUGGGACACCAUUCUUCAUUAAAUGUGACAUAAUGUUAGAUCCAUUAGUUACUAUACCAGUGACUAUCAUUACUCAAUGGACACGUGAUGGUACUAAUGUUCCUAUGGGUUCAUCUGAUGCUACUAUUACUGAGAGUCUCAAUAUGAUCAAUACAUUAUAUUAUAAUGCAACAUUAAUGUUCUAUCCAUUGGAUAAUGCUAAUGACACUGGAAUGCAUACUUGUAAUGUUGAAGUGACUGCUCCUAAUAGUUACACAUACCUCAGGAAUACAUCAGCUAGUGCUACUUCUCCAGUGCCAGUAGUAGAGAUAGUGUCUAUGGGUAUUGCUGAACCUGGUGAAGAAUACAUGUUAAAUUGUAUAGUGACAGUUGUUGAUAGACUCAUAGUCUCACCAGUAAUAACAUGGACUAAGAGAUCAGCUAACAAUGUUAUUAGUGUACCUUCAGUUCUUAUGAAUAUAUCUAAUGUAAUGAGUUCUCUUUAUUUGAACUUCUCUUCUCUCAAUACUUCUGAUGCUGGUCUGUAUACUUGUGAAGCAUCCAUUAAUGUCAGUCAGAUAUCCAUGGUAGCAAGGAAUAAUGACACAUCAAACCUACCAUUAGGAAUUUCCAUUCCAUCUGUUGAUGUGAGUCAAUCAAGAAAGAAUUAUUUCUUAGCCGGCAGUAACCUGAUACUAACAUGUGAUAUCAGUGUUGAUUCUAAUGUUGAUACACCAUUCACUGUUAAUGUAACCUGGAACAUGACUGAUCAACAGAUCAUGAGUAAUAGUAAUUUCGAAGAUGCUAGUGACUUUAAUUCAAUGAUGCUUGCUGAUACAGAUCGUGUUAAUAUCAGCUCUGUUAUCAUGAGAUCAGGUUUCAAUAAGUAUAGAUCAAUUGUAAAUUUCACUACAUUGAGCAGUAAUGAGGAUUCAGGAACAUAUACAUGUAUUGUUACUAUAGUACCAGCUCCAGCUUAUGAAUAUGUUAUGACUUCUGAUACUAAUGAUAUGAAUGUUAACUUCACUGUUACUGGUAAGUAUGUUAUAAUCAGGGUUUCCCACAAAGCAUGUUAUAAGUAA
Molecule: messenger RNA, 1685 nt
Organism: Amphimedon queenslandica
Lineage: Eukaryota; Metazoa; Porifera; Demospongiae; Haplosclerida; Niphatidae
Exons: 5
Coding region: 66-1685 (539 amino acids)
Biological process (GO): dendrite self-avoidance; axon guidance; homophilic cell-cell adhesion
Cellular component (GO): plasma membrane; axon
Molecular function (GO): cell-cell adhesion mediator activity
Source: RefSeq, a predicted model, not a curated record